Fusarium proliferatum ET1 is the source of this 1794-nucleotide messenger RNA. RefSeq lists its product as uncharacterized. NCBI's taxonomy places the organism in Eukaryota, Fungi, Ascomycota, Sordariomycetes, Hypocreales, Nectriaceae. The coding region runs from base 1 to 1794 and encodes 597 amino acids. The transcript is spliced from 2 exons. The record is from RefSeq and is a predicted model, not a curated record.
AUGUUAGGUGUCAUUCGGAAGGCCUGUGUCUGGAAACCAAAAGGCGGCAUAUCUCGAUUGUACGUCUCGAUGGUUGUACUUGAUAUAUCUGGAGCCUACAAUUGUGUUGAUCGCAUCUUACUCCUCCAGACUCUUGCCGACCGCGGCGUCGCUACAUGGUUCCUCCGCGUUAUUCACUCGUUUCUUUCGGACCGCUCCAUCGUUCUCAAACUGCCCCAGAGCGUUUCAGACCCUUUUUUUGUCAACAUUGGCAUCCCCCAAGGAUCCCCGCUGUCCCCCCUACUCUUCUUAUUCUACACGGCACCAUUGCUUAUAAUGCUUGCCGAAGAAAUCAAGAAGCUGGAUCGGCCAUAUGUUGAGGUUCAUGUCUUUACCUAUGUGGACGGCACUUAUAUCAUGGCUUUCUCUCCCUCCUACGAGGAGAACUGUUCUAUCUUGAAGGUGUUCCACGAUCUAAUCAUGAAGUGGGCCAAAGACGCUCAUCUCUCCUUCUUUCCGGAGAAGUCACUGGUGAUGCACUUUCGACGUGGCGUGAGUGACGCCAAGCAGAAGAGUGACCAACGGAAACGCGUGGUCCUCGGGUUGGCCGGCGCGCCAAAGGUUAAAUCCCCAUGUACGCUACUGCCCGACAUCGACCAGCUCAGGAACAACCCAGAAUAUCUUCAACAGAAGAAGCUUUUGGUUCUUGGGCUUAUGUUGGAUCCCAAGCUGUCUUUUGAACACCACUUGACACGUAUCGAGGAGGAGGCUGAGACAGCAUUGAUGUAUCAAAGACGGAUAUCUGGGGCCAACUGGGGGAUGACGCUCGAGAAGACUAGGCUGUAUUACAUCUGCAAGAUUCGGCCUGUUAUUUCCUAUGCUUGCGCAGCAUGGUUUGUCUGGCGUCCACACGAACGGGGUCUGCCGGGUCUGCACCGCUCGUUGCCAGCUGGCCAGAUAGCACGACUCCAAAAGUUGCAGUACAAGUGCAUCAAGCUGUUGUCCGGUCAUCGAAAUCUUCCUCUAGGCAUGUCAAGGUCUUGUCGCGCCAAGUCUUUGAAGGUGCGCCCUCACGACUUCUGGUUCAACAAGGUACCCCAACACGACGAGGAUGGAAGAUUUCAUGAGAAGUUUCAUGACUACAACGAAAGCGCCUUUGACGUCCUCCAGCGCAACGCGCGAGUGCUAGUCAAAGAAUCCGGAGAACGAUUUCAAGAUACUUGGAAGUGUCCGCCGACAAUAACAGUUCUUGAAGCUUGGAUAAUCCCGGCAAACCGCAACAGGGCCAUCCGACAACAGGCGAUUCGGCAGGCGAUCGAGGCAAGUAAAGUGAUAUGGGAAGCCCACCGCAGGGAACGAAAAGAUACGAAGACCACUACUUAUCAGCCUCCCGCAUUCAAAGAGGAAUGGGGCGGAGAGAGUUUAGCUUACUACCGAGGUAUGACGCGACCCGAGUCUACACUUGGCAUGCAACUGCGGACUGAGUGCGUUGGACUCAACUGGUACUUGAACAAGUGCCACGUGUUCAGGGAGGUCAAGUCUCCUGGUUCCGAUACGGUCGUCAGGGUCCGAGUUGAAGCUACUUGUACCUGCAGGCACCCCAACCAGACGUUUCAUCACAUGUUCAUGGAGUGUCCUGAUCUCCAUGAUGUCAGGUUACUGUUGAUUCGGAAGGUCAAGCAUUUCGGAUGGGAGACGCUUCUGACAACUAACCUGAAGGUUGCUGUUCACUGGGCCAUGAUGUGUUUCGGGCUUGAACAGUUUUCAUUAGCUCCACUAGACUCUAUGUUCUAUGUCGAUUACGGGGGCUCUUAA